Molecule: messenger RNA, 2958 nt
Organism: Populus euphratica (Euphrates poplar)
Lineage: Eukaryota; Viridiplantae; Streptophyta; Magnoliopsida; Malpighiales; Salicaceae
Product: inactive protein kinase SELMODRAFT_444075-like
Exons: 9
Coding region: 222-2651 (809 amino acids)
Biological process (GO): protein phosphorylation
Molecular function (GO): ATP binding; protein kinase activity
Source: RefSeq, a predicted model, not a curated record
GUUCGUAAUCAUAUAAUCAAUGACUAAGAUGUUUCUUUAGAAUUGUUUGAGCUUUUUACCUUGUUGUUUCCUUAUUGUAAUCUUUCUGUUGGUUGUUGUUUGAAUUCAUUAAAAAAGAAUGUAAUAUUCUAUCUAUGGGGCGAAUAGUAAUGGCGGGCUGUAUAUGGGACUAGUGUUAUUGCUGAUGGUCAUAAAUGGCAGAAAUGUGAAACGUGCUUAAAAUGAAUGCUAGGGGAGGCUGGAGAUUAAGGUGGAACCAGAGAGGCUUGAACGCAAUGAAAGGAGAAUUAAGCGUUCGUGAGGGAAUUUUAGCAGAAGAUUCGAAGAAAAUGGAACAGGUUUUUCAUGGAAACCUGAUAGGCAAUUCUUGUGCAGAGUGUUUCAACUGUGAUCUCUUUGAAGUUGCCAAAUUUGUGCAUCAGGUGCUCACCAGUUCAGAUAAUGAUUUUCAAGACAGCUUAGACACAAAAGACUGUUCACGAUGCUAUAAGGGAUUGGUGAAAAGGGUUAGUCCUGUUUCAAGUUCAUGCUCUAUCCAGAAGGUUUUGAAGAAAGCGGUAAAGCGUUGUGCAGCUCUGUCAGUAGAACUAAACCCAGGAAACUCUCCCAGGAACGGGAGUUCAUGGGAUAAGUUUUUUGCCGAUCACUUGCCUGCAAUUAUCGUUGUUUGGGCGGCUCAAGAGGCGAAAAUAAUGUUCAAAAGGGAUUUAAUUAAACUGAUAGGAGGUUUCAAGUUAAAUCCUAAGCCUUGUCUUGAUACAAACCAUGCCAGUUUAAGAGAAGAAAGGGUGCCUGGUGUUAAUGAAAUCACAUCUUGCACAUUUCAAAGAGUUGAAGAGGUAUCAAGAGAUGACAGUGCUUACUUGAAAGACAGCGUUAUUUACAAGGCAAAAGUUACUUUCAGAUCAAUUUCUGUAAUCAGAAGAGAGCUGCCUGAGUCAGAGCUUGGUUGGCCUCUUCUUCCAAGAACCAAUCGUUCAGCUCUGGACACGUUGAGAAAUUCGGAAGUAGGGAAUAUGUCACUGGUCGAAAGGAAUUCAAAUGAAACGAAGAUUCCUUUUAAUCUCAAAACAGAUUAUUCUAUUGUCAACGAAUGCAAGAUUGAAGGGACUGUUAUCCAAUUGUUUCAUACCUCUGAAAAUCGGUCAAGAGAUGGCAGCAGCAAUGGAGAAGAUGCGAGAUUUGGCUUUAAGCAGGAAGUUUCUUCGCAUCCAGAUCAUGUACUCACCAAAAACUCCACACGAUCAGGGCCUGGCUGGCCUCUUCUCCGUGUAAAAACUUCUGCAUCUUUAGAAUCUUUUCAAGAAUCUCAGGCUGAAAAAUUUUCAGUGGCUCAAUGGGCUUCGAGUCUAACCGAUCGAUCUGAAGACGCAACUACGAAAUUUCAAAUUGAUUUUGUUUCCAAAGAAGUAGAGAGCUAUGUUGAAAACAAGAUGCGUGGUUACAAGGAUAAGAAUAUGGGGGCUUGCUUAGCAUCAAAGCUGCCAAAGAAGAUGGACUGCGUCUAUAGAGUGUGCACGUCUGGCUGCAAACAAUUUGGUUAUGAGGAGCUGAAGAGAGCAACUCAUCAAUUCUCCUCAGAGAACUUCGUCGGAGAGGGAGGGUGUAGCAACGUAUAUAAAGGAUAUCUCCCUGGAGGUAAGCAAGUGGCAGUGAAGAUUCUAAAACAGUACAAGGAAGCAUGGAGUGACUUCUCCUUGGAAAUAGAUAUCAUGUCUUCGUUAAAGCAUAAGCACAUUACACCACUAAUUGGCAUAUGCGUCGAGGAUAACCAUUUAAUUCUGGUCUAUGAUUUCUUAUCCCAGGGGAGCUUAGAUGAGAGACUACAAGGUAAGAGAAGGAAGUCUGUAUUGCCAUGGAAAGUGAGGUUCAAAGUGGCUAUUGCGAUUGCCGAGGCUCUAAAUCAUCUUCACAACGAAUGCUCUCGCCCUGUUAUUCACAGAGAUGUUAAAUCUUCGAACAUUCUCCUAUCAAAAGAUUUUCAGCCACAGUUAUCUGACUUUGGGCUUGCCAUAUGGGGACCUGCUGAUUCAGCAUAUGCAAUACAUAGUGAUGUUGUUGGAACUUUUGGUUAUAUAGCUCCUGAAUAUUUCAUGAAUGGGAGGGUCAGUGACAAAAUUGAUGUGUACUCCUUUGGCAUAGUUCUCCUUGAAUUGUUAACCGGAAAGAAACCAAUCAUUUCCAAAGAUCUGAAAGGACAGGAGUGCCUGAUUAAGUGGGCAACACCGUUAUUAGAGAGUGGGAAUCUAAAAGCUUUGCUGGAUCCAAAGACAAAUGGAAACUUUGACGUUGUUCAAAUGCAAAGAAUGGUUCUUGCAGCAACACUCUGUGUCAGACAAACAGAUAGAUUACGUCCUAAAGUUAGCCAGAUACUUGAGCUAUUGAGAGGUGAAAAAGAUGAAGGAGAAUGGGUGAACAGCUAUGGUAAUGAUUUAAAAAAGUCGAGUGAUGAGGAACCUGAUGACCUUUUCCUGGAUUUUGGCAGCAAACCAGGGCUGGAGACUUCAUUUCUGCAAUUAAAUGAUGAUGAUGCAUCACAUAGUAGUGUUGAUACUGCAUCAUUAAGUAGAGUUGAUGUCACUACGCCAAGUAGGGCAGGACGAAAGAGCCGUUCUAUGUUGAGAGACUACCUGAAAGAAUCGCAGGGUUGAUCAUUUUGCCGCAUUCCCUUCUUGCUUGGUUCCGAUGCAACCAAAAGGUGGCAUAUAGGAUGUGAAGUAGAGGGUUGGUUGUUGACGACUAAAAUACACAGUGAGUUCGCCGUAAUGGAUUUCACUACCGAUCUCAGUUUGCACCAAAAAAUAAGAGACUUUUGUUGCAUACAGCAUUUUUUCCAUUCUUUCUUCUAUUUUUUCAAUGAGAAAGAUCCCAGUCCCAGUCACUACCAAUCUCAGUUUGCACUGUGGAACUUAACGGCCUAUAUUAAAAAGAACUAGUGAAAAACAUUUGGAAGAUUCA